AUGGCCGCGGGUCACGUGACCAGCCGGCUACACGUGCGCGGUGUCUUUAAGAGGGUGUCGGUGCCCGGCGCCAUUUUAUUUCCUUGCGGAGCCAGGUCUGGCGGGCACAGCAUGAUUGAAGAGGACUGGAAUGCGGAGAUGGGGGACAAGUCGUUGCUCCCAUCCCUUGAGAAGGUUAGCUUGUUUGAAAGACCAAAUGACCUCUCAUCUGGCUUCAGUCCGAGUGUAGGCUCAUUCGGUACCGAUGAGUUUUUGAACAGACAGUGUCAACCAAUGAGUAGUUUCGGUAGAGGAAGGAAUUUUGCAGCCAAAGGUUUUCAAGAAAGAAACAUAGAAGAUGCUAGUACACAAAAUAGAGGGUCUAAAGGAUUCCGUGGUGGCUUUGGACAAGGUUUUCAAAGAAGAAAUGCUGCAGAAGGUUCUAGUACACAUACAAAAAAUAAAGGGUUUAAAGGAUUUCAUGGUGACUUUGGACGAUGUGAGAAUGGGCAGAGGAACAUGUCUCAGUCUGGAAUUCUUGACUCUACAGUAAAAGGAACAUUUACAGAUGGUGCAGGUUUUCAAGAAAGAAACGUUGUAAAAGGUUUUAGUACACGAAAUAGAGGGUCCAGAGGAUUUCGUGAUGGCUUUGGACAAGGUAUUAAUAAUGGGCGAAGGGUCAUACCUCAGUCUGGAACUCUUGACUCUAGAGAAAAAGGGACAUUUACAGAUGGUACAGGUCCGAAGGUGACGUAUGUGCCCCCUCCUCCACCUAAUGAUGAACAAGCCAUCUUUGCACGUUAUGAGACAGGAAUGAAUUUUGACAAGUAUGAUGAAAAUAUCGUCGAAGUGUCAGGACUGGACCCUCCAGCAGCAUUAAUGAGCUUUGCAGAUGCUAACAUAUCCCAUACUUUAACUGUGAACAUUGCUAAAGCUGGAUACUCUAAACCUACUCCAGUGCAGAAGUACAGCAUUCCUAUUGUACUGGCAGGACGGGAUUUAAUGGCAUGUGCCCAGACAGGAUCAGGAAAAACUGCAGCUUUUCUUGUACCAAUUGUGGCCCAAAUGAUGAGAGAUGGUGUAACUGCCAGUAGCUUUAAACAGCAGCAAGAACCAGAAUGUAUUAUUACUGGCCCAACUAGAGAACUAGUAAAUCAGAUCUUCCUAGAAGCAAGAAAAUUUGUGUAUGGAACUUGUAUAAGGCCUGUUGUGGUCUAUGGAGGUACACAAAUAGGCCAUUCAGUUCAUCAGGUUAUGCAAGGCUGUAAUAUACUAUGUGCCACUCCAGGAAGGCUUCUAGACAUCAUUGGAAGAGGAAAGAUUAGUUUGCAUAAUGUGAAAUAUUUGGUGCUAGAUGAAGCAGACCGCAUGCUUGAUAUGGGUUUUGGCUCAGAGAUGAAGAAGCUGAUUUCUUUCCCAGACAUGCCACAAAAAGACAAACGCCAGACACUAAUGUUUAGUGCCACAUUCCCUGAAGAAGUUCAGAGGCUGGCUGGUGAAUUUUUGAAAACUGAUUUUUUAUUUGUUGUUGUCGGACACGUGGGUGGAGCAUGCAGCGAUGUUCAGCAAAAUAUUCUUCAGGUGUCUCAGUAUCUCAAGAGAGAUAAACUGAUGGAAAUUCUACGCAGCAUAGGUAAUGAGCGAACCAUGGUGUUUGUGGACACGAAGAAAAAAGCAGACUUCAUUGCAUGCUUUCUUUGUCAAGAAAAUAUACCAGCCACUAGCAUCCAUGGAGAUAGAGAGCAGAGAGAGAGAGAAAUAGCCCUUCAGGAUUUUCGUUCUGGAAAAUGUCCAGUUCUCGUGGCAACCUCGGUGGCAGCAAGAGGUCUGGACAUCGAAAGCGUUCAGCAUGUUAUUAAUUUUGAUCUUCCUUCCACCAUUGAGGAGUAUGUACACAGAAUUGGACGAACUGGCCGUUGUGGAAAUACAGGGAAAGCAGUUUGCUUCUUUGAUAAUGAUUCGGAUGGCCAUCUUGCACAGUCUCUAAUCAAAGUGCUUUCAGACGCCCAGCAGGAAGUUCCUCUUUGGUUGACAGAAGUUGCUUUUGAGUCUGAAAGAGGAAGACUCUCAGCUAAUGUCCAAAAGAACACAUUUCUCUGGUCAAAAGUUAGCAUGGGAUUUCAAGGGCCUCUGCUUCAUGUGGCUCCUACAGACCUAUCUCAUUUCGUGCCUGUAGUUACUGAGAAGGAAAUGUUCAGCUCUUUGAUUUGGAUGUUCGUCCUGCUCUGCAGCUCUGUAGCAGAUGAAAACUCUAUCAGAGAUGCUCACAUUUUUCCUUCAUCUGCUGAAAUUAAAAGAGGAUCCUCCCUGAAACGAUUUUGUAUUCUUGGAAAACACCACAUGCCUCACAGAAAUGCAAGCCACAUCAUCUGGAAAUUGAAUGAUGAAUUGAUUGCUCCAGAGAAUUAUAACAUUGUGAAUGAGACUGUAUCUAGUAUAACCAUCCCUAAUUUCACCUACAGCACAGCUUAUCUGAAAUGUUUCAUGAAGUACUUGGACAAGGAACAGCUUCUGGUUCGCAAAGAAGUUAAAUCUGGCUUUCCCCCAGACACUCCAGGAAAUAUUUCCUGCAUUUAUUACUUUGAUGAUAACCUUACCUGUACCUGGAAUUCAGGAAGAAAAACAAGUUUCGCAAGAAACUAUACUCUUUACCGAAAACUGGCGACUGAUCCAAAUACUGUAUUCAGCUCCUGCCUGAGUAAAACAGAGUCAUGUUCAUUUCGAUAUCCAGAUACUCCAUAUAGUAGUGCUUUUUGUUUUCAGGUGAAAGCUGAAAAUGUUUUGGGUGAAGCCUUAUCGAAGUGUGUUCCUAUAGCUUUGGAAAAAAUAGAGAAAUUUGACCCUCCUGAAAUACUUUCAGUUAAAACAAUCAGCGGUAUAAAGCAGUUACUUACAGUAACCUGGAAAAUGCCUGAGAAGAUUAUCCCUUCACAAGAUUUAACUUGCCAGGUUCAAUACAGAAACUUGUAUUCAAACUCUACAAAAUCUGUCACUGUCCCACUGAAUUCUGCAGAGAAAACAGGAUCAUGUAAUCUCACAGGUCUGUGGGACUCCACAGAAUAUUCUGUUGCUGUUCGGUGUAUCAGUAAUGAAUCAAUAUUUUGGAGUGAUUGGAGUGGAGAGAAAAAUGGAAGCACGAAAGAGAAAGCUCCUUCAGAAAAAGUGGAUUUGUGGAGAGUAAUUGAGUCUUCACACUCACCUGGUGGAAGUAGAUCUGUACAUCUUAUGUGGAAGCCAUUAAAUAGCUUUCCACCUUCUGGGAGAAUUCUAGGCUACCAAAUACAGUAUUUUCCAGAAAACAAGACUGCACUUAAAAUGAUAAACAACUCUACUGACAAGAAAAUCACUUUACUUUUAAAUGAAGAGGCACAUAUAGUAUCUGUUACUGCCUAUAACUCUGCUGGAAAUUCUCCUGAAGCUAUUUUGAGGAUUCCAUCCACAGACGAAAAAACUGCUCAGAUUAUUGAAACAGCGAGCGCCUCUCCAUCAAAUGAAGAAGUGGUUGUGGAAUGGGUAGCCUCUAAACCAGAAGCAACAGAAUAUGUAGUUGAGUGGUUUGAGGAGUUGGAGAUGGAUCCUUUUAGUAGAUCGUGGCAAUAUGUGUCGAAUUCUACAAACUGGAAAACUAACAAAAAAAACUUUAAACCAUUUGUAUGCUAUAACAUCUCGGUGUAUCCUCUUUAUGAAAAUAAAGUAGCAGCUCCAUAUACCAUACAAACUUACGUUCAAGAAAAAAAACCAUCAGAAGGACCUGUGGCUGACACAGGCAUUCCAGGAAAAAAUGAAGUUACAAUAAAAUGGAAUGAGAUUUCAAAAGAUAAAAGAAAUGGAGUUAUCACUAACUAUACAAUAUUUUAUAAACCUGAAGAUGGAAAAGAAUUGAAUGAAACAGUGAACUCUGAUGUUCUGCAAUACAGACUGAAGUCCUUACAGGCUAAUACACAGUAUACUGUCUAUAUCAUGGCAAGCAAUGAAGCUGGUGGAACCACCGGAGAGCCAAAGACAUUCAAAACUUUGAAACUGGAUAAAGAAGAUGUUAUUUUAAUUGCUGUACUUGUUGGAAUAAGCGUGUUCUGUCUGUUAGGCCUUUGGGUAACAUGCAUUUUGAAAAAACAUGCGUUUAAGAAGGUUUGCUGGCCUGAUAUACCAAAUCCUGCAGAGAGCAUUGCAGUGGAAUGGCCUCUUUCUACAUCUAUGAAUAAUUCACUUUUGAAGAAGUUGGCACCUGAGGCUAAAACUGUAGACUUUGAAGACAUAAAUGUUUUGGAACAUUGUUUUCCUGAAGAAAACCAUGUUUCUGAAUGUAUUGAUAUUAAUGCAGAAGACAUGAUCAAUGGAGAUAAAAAGAUACUGCAUAAACAAGAAAAUGAUGUUGCUAAAUGUUUUUUGCCAUCCAUGCCUUAUGUGAUCACUGAUCAAUUUACCAGAAGCCAAAUGAAGUCAACUUUGAUACUAGUGAAGGAAAUCCAACCCGUGGAAAUGCUGGCAAAUGAUUUGUGUGGAUCCCAACAGAAUUCAGUCAAAAAUGAUGAAAAUGAUGGUGAAGUUUUAAAGGUGGAAGAUUUCAAUGAAAAAACACUGUUCAAUCCAUACCUUAAAAAUUCUGUUAAAACAAGGGAAUUUCUUAUUUCUGAGAGCUUGCCAGAGCACAAUAUGGAUGAACGCAAAAGCCAGUCAAGUGUCUUACCUCCUUUUCAACAAAAUGUUGCAGGACAACCCUACAUAACACUGGACAUGUUCGAGCCGGCCGCUGCUCAGUAGCAUGGGAAGAUUUUCUGUUGUAAAAUCCCCCUGUGAAAAAACUCUUGGCACUGCUGCUCAUGUGCAUUCCUAUGUUUUAACCUGUCUGGUCUCAGUUAAUUUGGAUGGAAACACCCUCUUCCUUCAAACAGCUGUGAAGUUAUUAUUUGCACCGUGUUUAUACAUGUCAGGGUUCACUUUUGUGGGUUUUUUUGUUCGUUUUUGUUUGUUUGUUUGUUUUUAUUUGUUUUUGUUUUGGUUUGGUUUGGUUUUGGUUUGGUUUGGUUUGGUUUGGUUUUGGGUAUUUUAGGGGGGGUGUUUCAUUUGUGGGUUUUUACCAGACAUGCCAGUACUGAGGCAAAAGAAAUAACUUUUGUUAUUUCUUCUUAGUUCUCCCAUAAUCAGCCUGCUAAAACAAACUUGUAUUUGCUGCAAGAGGAUCCAGCAAUGCAAACAGCUCAUUGAUUUCCCCCCCAGGCGGCCAGUUCCCAAGGCUCAGCUCUGCUGGGGAAACAUGGACUGACUUUUGAAUAGAGCCAGAAUCUGACAAAUCCUUACUUCAGUUAUGUGAAAUAAAACUACCAUCCUGUUCUUACUUUC
Messenger RNA from Chiroxiphia lanceolata (lance-tailed manakin), 5319 nucleotides. It is a transcript of the gene DDX4, whose product is annotated as DEAD-box helicase 4. Bases 1 to 4740 code for a protein of 1579 amino acids. Gene Ontology annotation, molecular function: protein binding; ATP binding; RNA helicase activity. Gene Ontology annotation, biological process: gamete generation; cell differentiation. The transcript has 34 exons. The record is from RefSeq and is a predicted model, not a curated record. Gene Ontology annotation, cellular component: P granule; nucleus. Lineage: Eukaryota; Metazoa; Chordata; Aves; Passeriformes; Pipridae.